AUGGCUGGGGUCGGCGCUGUCGCCUUCCAAGGACUUGCGUGGGUCGUUGCACUCCUCAUGUACACACUCUACACGCAACGGCUCAUGACCGGCGAACUACCGUCACCACCUACACGCCCAGGGAUGUACGUUUCUGUGGGUCCGGCUGGCUACACGGCUGCUGGUCUCAUCUCGCUCGCCACGCAGGCCUCCAACGUGGUACCCGCCGCACAAUUCACACAGCUAGCGCUCCCUGACGGGGACCUCAUCAAGACCCUUGGAAUCCUCUGUGGACUUUUCAUUAUCCUGUUUGCAUUCUGGUUCUUUUGCAUCUCGACCAUCGCGGUGAUCGCCGGUCUGCGGCGUAUGACGUUCACCCUGAACUGGUGGGCGUUUAUCUUUCCAAACGCAGGCCUAACACUAGCUACGAUUCAAAUUGCGGGAGCUCUGAACAGCGACGCUAUUCGUGGCGUUAGCAGCGCCCUCACUAUACUACUCGUGGUUAUGUGGCUACUGGUAGCAAUCCUUUGCAUCAAGGCAGUAUGGAUGGGUCAAUUACUCUGGCCGGGGAAAGACGAGGACAAAACGAUGAAGGGCAUCCGGUGGGGAAGGCAUGGUGCUUUCUCAGAAUCUCAUUCUGACGCACAAAAGGAAAGAGAAGACUAG
Messenger RNA from Didymosphaeria variabile, 645 nucleotides. RefSeq lists its product as uncharacterized. Gene Ontology annotation, biological process: malate transmembrane transport. Lineage: Eukaryota; Fungi; Ascomycota; Dothideomycetes; Pleosporales; Didymosphaeriaceae. Bases 1 to 645 code for a protein of 214 amino acids. Gene Ontology annotation, molecular function: malate transmembrane transporter activity. The transcript is spliced from 2 exons. Gene Ontology annotation, cellular component: membrane. The record is from RefSeq and is a predicted model, not a curated record.